AUGCCGCGGGCACGCGCCUGCUUCCUUGCCGCCCUGCUCCUGGGGGCGCCCACCGGAGCCGUCCAGCUGCAGAGCGCCGCCGCAGCCGAGGCCUCCACCGCGACGGGCGUCUCCACCGACACACCGUUCGUCGAGACGCUCGAGGACACGCCGCCGGAGCUCCCAGGACAGGAGGAGAACGCGACACAGGCCGCCUCGGACCCAGGGCGCAUGUGCACCGCAUCCAGUCUCGCCUGUGGCCCAGCUCGACCGAGGAGCGCUGGCUGUUUCGUGUGGCUGCCCAGCGGCUGCAAGACCCCGCAUCACUUCCACGCGAAGUUUCAUUGGCGGAGGGACACGUGGGGCGAGGCGAACGCGCAGGCGGGGCAGAGCGAGAAGGCGUGCAAGGCCCGCAAGCAAGCAUUCGACGCGUGGUGCGGUGUGACGGACACCGUCAUGCUGCUGACAUCUCCUCGGGAGGUCCUCGUGGAAGAUGAAGGGGGACAGGAGGAGGCGCCAGAGGCGCCAGAGGCGGUGCCGCAGGCAGUUGCCGAGGCUGACGCGGCGGCCGAGGAGGCGCGGGCCGCGGACGUGGUCGACUCGCUGCCCGAGGCGGCGCCGGCCCUCCCCAGGAGCACGGGCUGCUUCGUGUGGCUGCCCAGCGGCUGCAAGACCCCGCAUCACUUCCACGCGAAGUUUCAGUGGCGGAGGGACACGUGGGGCGAGGCGAACGCGCAGGCGGGGCAGAGCGAGAAGGCGUGCAAGGCCCGCAAGCAAGCGUUCGACGCGUGGUGCGGUGUGACGGACACCGUCAUGCUGCUGACAUCUCCUCGGGAGGUCCUCGUGGAGGAUGAAGGGGGACAGGGGGAGGCGCCAGAGGCGCCAGAGGCGGUGCCGCAGGCAGUUGCCGAGGCUGACGCGGCGGCCGAGGAGGCGCGGGCCGCGGACGUGGUCGACUCGCUGCCCGAGGCGGCGCCGGCCCUCCCCAGGAGCACGGGCUGCUUCGUGUGGCUGCCCAGUGGCUGCAAGACCCCGCAUCACUUCCACGCGAAGUUUCAGUGGCGGAGGGACACGUGGGGCGAGGCGAACGCGCAGGCGGGGCAGAGCGAGAAGGCGUGCAAGGCCCGCAAGCAACCGUUCGACGCGUGGUGCGGUGUGACGGACACUGUCAUGCUGCUGACAUCUCCUCGGGAGGUCCUCGUGGAGGGUGAAGGGGAAAGGGGGAGGCGCCAGAGGCGCCAGAGGCUGUGCCGCAGGCAGUUGCCGAGGCUGACGCGGCGGCCGAGGAGGCGCGGGCCGCGGACGUGGUCGACUCGCUGCCCGUGGCGGCGCCGGCCCUCCCCAGGAGCACGGGCUGCUUCGUGUGGCUGCCCAGCGGCUGCAAGGCCCCGCGCCACCUCCACGCGAUGUCUCACUGGCGGAGGGACGCGUGGGGCGAGGCGAACGCGAAGGCGUCGCAGGGCGAGGAGGCGUGCAAGGCCCGCAAGCACGCGUUCGACGCGUUCUGUGGUGUGA
Messenger RNA from Prorocentrum cordatum, 1494 nucleotides. The record is from the annotation of a GenBank genome assembly. Lineage: Eukaryota; Dinophyceae; Prorocentrales; Prorocentraceae.